CGGCUCCAUCCGGGUGCGGGCGGAGCUGCGGGCGCCUGGUCGCCAUUACGGGGCAGCGGCGGCGGCCGAGCCGGGGCCGGGGCCGGGGCGGCGCGGAGCAGCGGGGCUGCGGGCGGCGCCGGGCGGCAGGGCAGGGCCCCGCGGGGCUCCCUCCGUGGCUUUUUCCCCCCGCGCGGCUCGCCCGGAGCCCCUCCGAGCCGGCCCGGCCUCCCGCGGCCUUCCCCCGGUUCGAGCGGAGCGCCGAGAAGAUGUCGCCAUGAAGGAGGCCGAGGCCGCGCUGCGCCGCCCCCGCCGCUCCCCGCCGCGGGCCAUGAGCCUGGGCCCCCGCCGGCUCCGCCAGCGCCCGCCGAGCCCCCCACCCCCACCCGCCCAGGGCCGCCCCUCGCCCGCCGGGGCGCCCGUUGAUGCUGCAGAGCCCGCCCGGCGCCUCCCCCGCCUCCGCCCCCGCCAUGGACAAGAGCAGCCCCUGCGGCUCCGGUGCGCCCGGCUCCUCGGCCGGCGGCAAAGGGCAGCAGCCGCGCUCCGCAUCGGCGGGGCCCGCCGCCGGGGAGUCUAAGCCCAAAGGCGAUGGAAAGAAUGCGAAUGGAUCCAAGCAGCGUUAUAACCGUAAAAGAGAAACUGCAUAUUCCAAAAAUGAGAACUUUUCCAGUCAGUCCCGUCGCUCCAAUUCACAGAAAAGCAAAGCUUUUAACAAGAUGCCCCCUCAGAGGGGAGGUAGCGGCGGAAGUGGCAAACUUUUUAGCUCUUGUAAUGGUGGAAGACGAGAUGAGGUAGCAGAGGCUCAACGGGCAGAGUUCAGCCCUGCCCAGUUCUCUGGUCCCAAGAAGAUCAAUCUGAACCACUUACUGAACUUCACUUUUGAACCCCGUGGCCAAGCAGGCCAUUUUGAUGGGAAUGGACAUGGCAACUGGGGGAAAAGGAACAAGUGGGGACAUAAACCUUUCAACAAGGAACUCUUCCUACAGGCCAACUGCCAGUUUGUUGUCUCUGAAGAACAGGACUACACAGUCCACUUUGCUGAUCCAGAUACCUUGGUCAACUGGGACUUUGUGGAGCAAGUGCGAAUUUGUAGCCAUGAAGUACCCUCUUGCCCAAUCUGUCUGUACCCGCCUACAGCAGCAAAGAUCACCCGCUGCGGGCAUAUCUUUUGUUGGGCAUGUAUCCUUCACUAUCUCUCCUUGAGUGAGAAAACCUGGAGUAAGUGCCCUAUUUGUUACGGCUCUGUUCACAAGAAGGAUCUUAAGAGUGUUAUUGCUAUGGAAACACGCCAAUAUGCAAUUGGUGAUGUCAUUACGAUGCAACUUAUGAGAAGAGAGAAAGGUGUUCUGAUAGCACUGCCCAAAUCUCAGUGGAUGAAUGUGGUACAGCCUGUUCACGUUGGAGAUGACCAGCACAGCCAGUAUUCCAAACUGCUUCUGGCAUCCAGGGAGCAGGUCCUGCAGUUGGUGAUUCUGGAGGAGAAAGCAGCGUUACUAAAACAGUAUGAGGAGGAAAAACACACCCCGGAGGCAUGCUUUAUUGAGGCUGCUAUCCAGGAACUGAAGGAGCGAGAAACAGCACUCUCUGCUGACAAGGAUAAAAGCAGUGGCAUUGCUGGAAUUAGUGCAGCUGUGGAAGAAUUGGUCCUAGACAGCUCCAAGACUACAGAGCCUGCAGUUCUCCAUGAGAAAAAGUGUGGCAUGGAGUAUCUCUCUGCAUUCGAUGAGGAGCUUGUGGAGCCUUGCUCUGAUCAGGCAAGUUCCUUUUUGCCUCCUGUGGAAUCAGAAGAGGCAGUGCUGGAUGAAGAGGAAGUACCUGAGGUGGAUACCAUAGGGGAACCUGAUGUGAAAACUACAGAAGAAUUAAAUCCAGCUGAAACAAGCUACCAAGAAUGUAAAGAUACAAUUAGCAGUGGACAUCAUAACAACUCUCCCUUUUACUAUUUCUAUCAAGCGGAGGAUGGACAGUGCAUGUAUCUUCACCCUGUGAAUGUUCGGUGUCUUGUUCGUGAAUAUGGCAGCUUGGAGAAGAGUCCAGAGAAGAUAACUGCAGCUGUAGUGGAGAUAGCUGGCUACUCAAUGACAGAGGAUAUAAGACAGCGUCAUCGCUACCUAUGUCAUUUGCCCCUCACCUGUGAGUUCAGCAUUUGUGAACUGGCUCUGAAGCCACCUAUCAUCUCUAAGGAGACUUUAGAGUUGUUCUCAGAUGACAUUGAAAAGAGGAAACGCCUACGGCAGAAGAAAGCUCGUGAUGAACGACGACGUGAACGCAGAAUUGAGAUAGAAGAAAACAAGAAACAGGGCAAAUAUCCAGAGGUCCAUAUUGCUUUAGAGAAUCUGCAGCAGUUUCCUGCAUUUACAUCUUGCCAUGGAGAAACCAGCACUGAUCAUCAGAGCUUCUGUCCUUCUCCUCUUGGCAGAAGCCCUGUGUUUCAGACAGAGUCUAUUCCAACUCCACUGUCACCUGCUGCCAGCCAGGCCAGCCCGUUGCUCUGUGGGAGCUUAGAAGAAGACUCUCCAUUCCCAUCCUUUGCCCAGAUGUUGAGGGUUGGAAAGGCAAAACCAGAAACGUGGCCCAAACCUGCUCCAAAGACAAGAGAUGAGAACACUCUGGCACUCCCUGUGCCAGCAGACAGUGAUGGGGAAAGUGACAGCUCUGACCGCACGCCUGUGCCCAGCUUUCAGAAUUCCUUCAGCCAAGCUAUCGAGGCAGCCCUCCUGAAGCUGGACAAACCGUCUGCAGCUGAGCAUUUGUCAGAGGAAAAGGGAGGCAAGAAAAGAAAGAAACAGAAGCAGAAGCUACUGUUCAGCACCUCUGUUGUUCACACAAAGUGAUUCUGCUAUUCAAGAGAAGUUUCCUCUCCUGGUUUUCUUUUCCUUUUGCUUUGUUUUGCUGCUAAUAGUUUAAGUAUUUAAAUUUGGACAGACUAAACUUGUGUUUCCAGGGCUUCUAGGGGUUCAGGAGGAAACCAUGACAGCGUUAUGUUGAAGUAAGAUUUCUUUAUUCCAACUUACCAAAUCGGUUUAUACUGAAACAAAGUUUUGAAACAACCCAGACACCAUUCAGCCAAGGCUUCUAGUCUGUGCCAUGUCAAUUCUUUUGGCCUAAUAAGCAGUAUGAAAGUGUUUACAUCUGCGUGGCACUGCCAGCCUGCUGCAGUAUUGCCUAAGUGAAGGGGCAGAGAGCCUUUACUUCCCCAGAAGUAUUCGUGCGCAGAAGCCCAUCUGAUUGUGACAGCAGCACUGUUUCAGUAAAGCUGUUAAACUGCUCUCUUCAGAAACUGGUUUCCUCUGAGCUGGGAAUGGGCAGAAGAGCUUCCUGGCUUUAAAGUGUUAGCUGCUAUCUGUUCUUUUUCUAAAGAGCAAGAAUUCCUCCUGUUCUCCUGGCUUUCAAAGACUUAAAGCUGAGGUGAGCGUAAAGCAGAACUUGGCUAGUUGGUUUUGAAGUGACUCUUGCUGAAAUUGUGUAUUUCAAAAUGCAUACUGGCACUAGUGGUAGAAGGAACUCCUGGCUUAUUGCAGCUGUUCAACUCUGUUUUAAUGUGGGUGAGUGAGGCUGCUAGUUUGUUUUUUUUUUCUUUUUUGCCAACCAUGGCCAACAAAUCCUUUGUAGCCAGAUCAUCUAGGAUGAACACUCCACCCUGGGGCUCUUGGUAGUAACUACACAAAUGGUGUUACAACACUGGCUCCUCUUGAAGUGGAAAACCAACUGAUAGCUGGAGUCCAUAGAUAUUUUAUCCCCUGGCAAGGAACACAGAUGGGUUUUUUGCACUGGGCUAAGGGCCUGUAUCUGCUUGGUUCUGGGCUGUGAGUUGAUCUGCACUAAGCACCUCGGGUUAGAAACAUGCCUCUUCUGGACCCCUGCCCCCUCUUAUUUUGGGUGGUCGCAUUCUGCACUGCUUGUGGUUUGAUUUAAAGCUAAUGAGUUAAGUGGUGUGGAUUUUGUUAAAUAAAAUGAACUGUAGGUGUAAUGUACUAGUCAAGGCCAACAGUUGCAAUAAAUCAUAUGCGCACACUUAAAAUACUGCAGACUUCUUGAGCUGUAACUUGACCUCUUACAUCAACAUGGAGCGUAAUACCACUUUCAGCAACACAUUUAAACCUUAGCAUCCCGCAUUUCCUUUCAGGGAGUUGGUAUGAAGCACCACCUAAUUUACAGGGGCAGUUGUUGGGUCUUCUGUUACGUUCAGCCCCACCUGCACCAAGAAGUGAGCUGCCUGCACUCUGAGGUUUUGAGUUGUUCAUGUGCUUCCAGUGAGGAGCAGACUGCUCACUGGCACUGCUGGUGUAUUCACUGGGUGUGUCCCUAUUUUAAAAAGCUUGUCAAUGUAUUGAUGCUUGAUUUCAAAACAGUCAGCUGUCUGUUACACAAGUGCUUCCUUAAGGCGUGUGUGCAAGGGAAGCUAGUACCAAGGAGUACACACUUCAAGACACUGUAUGCAGCUGUAAACUAGAAAGAAGGGGGGUGACGGGAGGUAAAGAAUGUCUCUGUUACUAUAGGAGAGAGGAAAUGCUUGCAAAGCCUUCUUUGAAAGCAGCUUAAUUUCACACUUGGUCACAAUUAACUACACUUGAUGGAAAGACAGCACAGCUUGUCAAGAGUGCAAAGAAACUAAGACAAGUGCCUAGAAGUGGUAGCACAGCUUGUUAAUGCUUCAAACACAUAGUGGAAAAUGAUUGGUGAGGGAAUAGAAAGCCACUGAGCAAGAAAGAUUCAAGUAUGCAGUUAACUGUGUUCACAAUGCUGUUGUUUCCUACUUGUAACAGUAUUUUUAAGUCAUGGAGCAGGAGUUACUACUUAAGUGUCUAACCAUUAUCUGUUGUUUAUUAUUCCUACACCUUUAUAGUCAACUUUUCUUUGCGGUGGCAAGAGAGAGUAGUUGGAGCUGGUACAACUUGCCUCCACUUCUCGCUAGCACUAGAACAAGGGAAAAUCAUGCAGGCGAGGAACUGUCCCUUCUGCAGGGGCAGUCUCCGAAGGACAGCAUCAAGUUGUAUCUCGUUUUCCUAUGGAUUCAAGAGAUGCUACCAGCAGUGCUCCUUUCCUGUAACUGAUUGGUGUAAUCUUAAUAAAUAUUUAAGCAGUA
Molecule: messenger RNA, 5065 nt
Organism: Anas platyrhynchos (mallard)
Lineage: Eukaryota; Metazoa; Chordata; Aves; Anseriformes; Anatidae
Gene: RNF10
Product: ring finger protein 10
Biological process (GO): positive regulation of transcription by RNA polymerase II; positive regulation of myelination
Molecular function (GO): transcription cis-regulatory region binding; metal ion binding
Source: RefSeq, a predicted model, not a curated record